Messenger RNA from Cyprinodon variegatus (sheepshead minnow), 2442 nucleotides. RefSeq names its product mannosyl (alpha-1,3-)-glycoprotein beta-1,2-N-acetylglucosaminyltransferase (gene mgat1a). Bases 460 to 1782 code for a protein of 440 amino acids. Gene Ontology annotation, cellular component: Golgi apparatus. The record is from RefSeq and is a predicted model, not a curated record. Lineage: Eukaryota; Metazoa; Chordata; Actinopteri; Cyprinodontiformes; Cyprinodontidae. Gene Ontology annotation, biological process: protein N-linked glycosylation. The transcript is spliced from 3 exons. Gene Ontology annotation, molecular function: alpha-1,3-mannosylglycoprotein 2-beta-N-acetylglucosaminyltransferase activity.
CUGUUGCAUAACUCCUGAAGGUGACGGAGGGGGCGGGACUUCCGCCCGGACUCUCUAACAGGGAAGUCGUCGUGUUACUUUCUCUCAGCGUCACGGUUCUGCUUCGUGGGAGAAAACUCGCCAAAUCAGCGGAUCGAAGCUGUUCCGACGGGCGGAAAUCCGACCAGGGCGAGGUCCGGUUCCAGCCCCGCUCUGCUGAGGUCCAUCCGAACCGGGCUGCCAGGGAGGGAGUGAGCCGGCAGGAGGCGGAGGGUGAGGGUGAGACCCACGGCAGGCUGAGUUGAGGAUUAUUAAUCCAGGAUGACUCCUGUUUAAUCCUGAGAAGAUGCUGGAUUCUAACCCCACCAGCUGAACCAGAACACAUGAGCCUGUGAUGAACCAGGACGUAGACGGACCCUCCCCUAUCCCGCUCCUUUUGUCUGAAUCCAGGACACUGACCGCUCCCUGUUUAUCUGGGCCAUGUUCCGGAAAAGAAGCUCCCUCAUUCUAUGCGGAACCUUCCUGUUUGUCACCUGGAACGCCGUGCUGGUGCUGCUGCUGUGGGGGAGAGCUCCAUCCGGCCAGGGGGGCGAGCGGCGGGGGGAUCCGGUGCCGAUGCCCACCAGCGACAUGGUGGGAGACGUGAUCCGUAUCGCCGAGUCCUUUGAAUCGGAGCUGGAAAAGCAGAAGGCCAUCCUGUCCCAGAUCCUGAGCCACCGGUCGCUCUGGAAGCCGUCGGACGGAAAGAGGACGAAGGUCAGCGCCCCCGCCCAGCCCGUCAUUCCCAUCCUGGUGAUGGCGUGUAACCGCAUCACGGUGAGGCGCUGCCUGGACAAGCUGCUGCAGCACCGGCCCUCCGCAGAGCUCCACCCCAUCAUAGUGAGCCAGGACUGCGGGCACGCCGACACCGCCGCCGUCAUCAGCUCCUAUGGAGAUAAGGUGGCCCAUCUGAAGCAGCCGGACCUUUCCGACAUUCCCGUCCGUCCUGAGCACAAGAAGUUUCAGGGUUACUACAAGAUCUCCAGACACUACCGCUGGGCCCUGAACCAGGUCUUCAGGACCAUGUCCCACUCGUCUGUGGUGAUCGUGGAGGACGACCUGGAGGUGGCGCCAGACUUCUUUGAGUAUUUCCGGGCCCUGCUGCCGGUCCUGAGAUCCGACCCCAGCCUGUGGUGCGUGUCAGCCUGGAAUGACAACGGCAGGGACGGAUACGUGGACCCCGGCAGGGCCGACCUCCUCUACCGCACCGACUUCUUCCCCGGCCUGGGCUGGAUGCUCCUCAGGGAGGCCUGGGAGGAGCUGGAGCCCAAGUGGCCCGCCUCCUUCUGGGACGACUGGAUGCGUCAGCCGGAGCAGCGGCGUGGCCGCGCCUGCGUACGGCCGGAGAUCUCCCGGACGUUGACCUUCGGCCGGCAGGGGGUCAGCCUGGGCCAGUUCUACGAUAAAUACCUGAAAUACAUCAAGCUGAACUCUGAGUUUGUGCCUUUCACCAAGCUGGACCUGACCUACCUGAGGGAGGAGGCCUACAGGAGGAGCUUCAGCCAGGAGGUGUACAGCGCUCCUGCGGUGACGUAUGAAGACGUGAAGCAGGGCCAGCUGAAGGGCCCGGGGCCUUUCCGCCUUCAGUACUCCACCAAGGACAGCUUCAAGGUCAUGGCCAAAAACCUGGGAAUCAUGGACGACCUGAAGUCUGGGGUUCCAAGGACGGGCUACAGAGGGGUGGUCAGCUUCUUCUACCGAGGGCGGCGGAUCCACUUGGCUCCGCCUCCUGGAUGGAGCCAGUAUGACCCCACGUGGAGCUGAGGUUCCACAGCAGCGGCCUUCUCACACAUUCCACGCCAAAGAUCUCCGGCCUUAAUGAGGAAACGGCCAAAUCUACUCAGGUUCUGCAGCUGAACAUAGAUCUACGGCAGAUCUCCAGAUGUCUAUUUUUCUAUGAUCCUGAUUGUUUUCUUUACAUCCAUGAAUCCGAUGCAUCAGCCGACUUUGCCUUACUGAGUUUCAGAGCAAAUCCUGAGAAUGAGCAACCCCCCCCCCCCCCCCAUCAUCCAUGAAAUAAUCUGCUCUUCCUGCUUAUAGUCUGUCUGUCAGAUGAUUCUGUGUGGAAUAUUUCUUGCUUUGGAAUCACUGUGGGGAAUUGUAUGUUUUUAUUGAAUAAAAACAAACAGAAUGUUUCCAGUUUUGGUCAUAAUCCAGCUCCAUCUCACACCCAGAUUACCACCAACUGUUUUCUUAUCCAUGACAUUCUCCAUAUAUACAUCGCAGGUGUCUUAUAAUCCAUUUUUUUAUUUUUUAUUUCAGGGGUUUUAAUUAAAUUAUGUCAAUUUAGUCGCUAAGAUUUCCUCUCAAGCAUCCAGUUCAUUAAACCGUCAGUGUUUGAUUCCCACAGUGAGUCCUUAGUUUGGGCGGCCGAGGAGAUGAGAGCAGCUGCUGAGGAAAUGUUUGAGGUUACGUUAACAAAGU